This is a messenger RNA of Spodoptera frugiperda (fall armyworm), 793 nucleotides long. RefSeq names its product endocuticle structural glycoprotein SgAbd-5-like. Gene Ontology annotation, molecular function: structural constituent of chitin-based larval cuticle. Gene Ontology annotation, cellular component: chitin-based extracellular matrix. The transcript has 4 exons. Lineage: Eukaryota; Metazoa; Arthropoda; Insecta; Lepidoptera; Noctuidae. The record is from RefSeq and is a predicted model, not a curated record. Bases 118 to 477 code for a protein of 119 amino acids.
AGAUAACCAUAAAAAUCGAAAUAUAUUCGAGUUUUAUAGUUAUAUUUAAUUGAUUUUCUAUCCUGACCUUGAGGUAUAAUAAUCCGUAGUUUCGUGUUAUUAGUGAGUUAGAAAAAAAUGUUCAAAAUGAAUCGGAUAAUCAUCGCGUGCGCAGUUCUGUCGGUUGCUGCGGCAGCCGUCCUCCCUGAGGAUGCUCAGGCUCAAAUUGUGGAGUACGUUUAUAAUAAUGAUGGAACUGGCAACUAUAAUUUCAGGUUCGAGACAUCCAAUGGCAUAUCCCGUGAAGAAACUGGUGAAGUGAUAAACCCAGGACAAGAAGAUCAGUACAUAAAGGUUUAUGGAUUGUAUUCUUACAAAGAUACCAAUGGCGAAGUCGUCAACGUCAUUUAUGGUGCGGACAAAGACGGUUAUCACAUUGAAAGUGGAGAAGAGCCCAUAAGUCUUCCUCCUGCCGCAGUAGCUUCAUUAUUAGGAUAAGAAUAAAAUGAAGUUCAUCCAAUGUGAAGAAACAAUCCUGGGAACCCCAAUCAAAUAGAAAAACUAAAAAUAAAAUUUGUGAUACAGACGUUAACAUUUUUGAAACUUUUAAAAUAGGGAUUUGUUACAAAUUUAAUGAAAUAAAUAAAUAUUUAGGACAUAAUAAGAUGCCUACGUAUUGAAACAUGAUUUGUAUUCAGUUGUAUAUGACCACUGGGGUCUAGACGAGAGGGUUUCAGUGAUUUAAGGUUAAGAUUUAGAUUGGAUUACUUGCUUCUUUCGUAUAAUACUUCUUAAAUAAAAUAAGUUCUAAAAA